ACAAGUCUCAAACUUACUUUGGGGCUAAUGUAUAUAAGACCAUCUGUAUACCUACACAUGUUUUAAAGGAAUAAAUUAUUAUGAUUAUUAGCUCAUGCAAUCUGUGUGAUAUUUUGUCCUAAUAUAAUAUAUAUAAUAUAUUCUGUCCGAGUUUAGCGACCAUGUAGCCGACAUUGCAUUUUUCGUGUUCAAACCGGCUAUAGGUACGAUUCUGUCCUGUCCGCGAUUCCACGAAACUGAUAAGGAUUAAUAAGCUAUUUCUACUUACAAAGAGACUUAUCUACCUACUUAGCUAUCUGUACCAUGUACUGCGUCUGUGCCUAGUAUUAUAUAAAUAGUUUGAUAAAACACAUAUAUAAACUGAUAGCAAUUGUAAAUUUCGAUUCGGCGAUCAAUUUUCGUAGAAGUACUUCAACGAUAACUUUAUUAUUCAUAAAAAAUAUGAAGUACUUUACCUAUACUUUAAAGUGCGACAGUGAAAACAGCCCACGUCCAAUCUCCUACGAGGCUGACAGAAUCGAGGGUCGAACUUACGCAUCAAAUUCGAAACAAUGAGUGACUCCGAUGCGGAGUAUGGUAAAAAUCGAGGGUCGAACUUACGCAUCAAAUUCGAAACAAUGAGUGACUCCGAUGCGGAGUAUGAUGAUCUUGCAGACCGUGCGACAGUCAUCCUCAACAACCAAGACCUUGACAACAGCGAAGAAGACACGAAAACUUUGAUUCCUUCGUUAAUAAAUCAGGGUUGCAUCGAACUGUCUUCAGACGAGGAAGAUGUCGCUCAUCCAAUGAGGGUCCGAGAGAAAACCCCCAGCUGUGAUGACACCGCUACGAAUAUUGAUGAACGAAGGAAUACAUUAAGUGAAUCGAGAAAUUUUUCAGCUAUUAGGACGCGAAAAUGGAUGUCUUCUGUCAGCCACAAUGAUAUAACUAGUGAGCCACCGGUUUUAGCUCACAAAGAUGUUGAAACACAAACGAUGUUUGAAAAAGCUGAUGCCGCGACAUAUGUCGAUGUCAGAACUGCCGAUGUAGGUGUGAAUGUUGAUGUUGAAGAAUUGUUGCUAAAUAAUUCUGAUUGUGGUGAAAACAUGAAUGUAGGCACAGAUAAUAUUGUUGAAUCAUCAAAAGAGGCGUCCAAUAUAUAUUUUCAAUGUGAGGUAUGCUCGUGUUUCUACCAAAGUUUCAAGUUACUCCAAAAACAUACUAUGUCCAAACACAAUAAAACUAUUUCUGCUGACCACAAAAAAGUAUCGUACGACAAGAAGUGUAAAUUCUGUAAUUCUGUUUACGCAUUCGCAACUUACAAUAAGCAUAUAAAAAAUAAACAUACGGACGUGUUUAAUAAGAAAGGAAACGCGAAAAAAAAUUACUUGACAGGCCCGUACGAAUGCGUGAUUUGCAAAACUAAAUUUCUUUCAUACAACGACGGGAAGCGGCACAGGAAAGUGCAUGACAAUAUCGAGCAAAAAGUGAUUUUGAGGAAGAUUCCUCAACGUGGAAACGACACACCGACAACGUCAAAAGCUAAAGUAGAAAGGAAAUCUUCAACUCCUUUAUAUAAAAAGCCAAUUCCGAAAUCAGUUCUGUUCCAAUGUCCGAAAUGUCAAAUAAACUUUUUCAACUACAGAAACGGUCUACGACAUAGAAUUGUUUGUGAAAAGGUGGAAAAUACAACGGGAGUUGUAGUUAAUUGUGGGAAAUGCGAUAGGAAAUUCCUUUCGGCGCAUAUAAGAGGGCAUUAUCAACAACACAGCAUGACGACCGACUUCAAUAUACAAGUAAUUGUCGACGGGAUAGAACAUAAAAUUCUAUAUCGUUGCAUGAAAUGUAAAGUUUGUAUGGAAGAGAGGCGUUGCAGGACACAUUUUCAGACUAGUUGCAAUAAUAUUGGUGUUCCUUGCAUAAUUUGUAAUAAUAAAAUCGACAGAGAUUACAUGUUGAAGCACAAGGAGGCGCAUAGCCGCAUGGGUUUGACCAAAGCUGACAUUAUAUUAGUCGAUGUCCUCGACUAAUUAAAACCGAUAGAAAAAAAUCACCACAUAAAUAACAACAAAUAAUUUUUAAAAAGUAAUUUAAAAAAAAAUUAUAAAAACAAAUAAUAAAAAUAAUAAUUAAAAAAAAAUGUUAGUUUUUAGUUAUCAUACUUCUCCAUACGGCUUGACCGAUUUGAAAUAAAUUUUAUAUGUAUAGUCAGUAUAAUGAGAAUAGGUUAUCUGUUUUUUAUACCACCCAAACGAAGCCUGGUUGGGCCGCUAGUAUUUAUAUAGUUAUAAAAUACCUACUAUUUUUUACUAAUCACUAAUAAUUGUAAGAACAAUUAUAUGAUUUGUAAUAAAACAAUUUAUUUGUAAGAAUUAACAAAAUGUUUUAAAAUAUUUCUAUUCCCUUUUUUUAUAAUUUGUUUUUAUUAGUUUAAAUUUAUUUUCUUUUAGUCGUAGUGACUAUUUUGUUUUUAUGUAUUUAUUUUUUAUGUAUUCUGUUUCUAAAUUCUUUAUUCAAUUUAGGAUGAUAUACAUCACUUAUUGACGUCAAAAAAUCACUUAAACUAAGUCUACCGCAGACUUCCAAAGCGCAGGUGAAGAAGAAGCGGCGCAACAAAAGGACGUCAAUUAACAAAUAUAAGUCUUAUAUCAUACCAGCCUUAAAUAUAUUUAAUUAGCAUUAGGUGUAAUGUACUAAGUAAUUGCAUAUCCAACUUAUUGCAAUAUAUAAUACCAUUAUAUACAAAAAAAAUGUUGUAAUCUAUUUCUAAUUAUUAAAAUUUUAUAAGGACUUGGUCAAUAAUUAUAUUAACAAUUUUUGUUAAUUGUCUUGUAUAGGAAAAUUUUUAAAUAAAACCACGUAAUUAAAAAAAAAAUC
Molecule: messenger RNA, 2856 nt
Organism: Plodia interpunctella (Indianmeal moth)
Lineage: Eukaryota; Metazoa; Arthropoda; Insecta; Lepidoptera; Pyralidae
Product: zinc finger protein 140-like
Exons: 3
Coding region: 552-2009 (485 amino acids)
Biological process (GO): regulation of gene expression
Cellular component (GO): nucleus
Source: RefSeq, a predicted model, not a curated record